AUGAGAAUCAUCGAAAUAGCAGCAAUUCUUAUGAUUCCCGUGCUUCUGUUUGGCUUGUUUGGCAACCUGCAUUUGCUUUACGCAACAUACAAAAUCAAACAUCUACAAAAUCGCAACGGAAUUUUGGUUGCAAUAAUUGCCUUCUUAGAUAUGAUAAGUGGAAUCCAUGAAUCAAAGAUUGCGAUUGAAAUAUUGUCUGGUAAAGCGUUGAAGCCCCGCAACGUAUGCUUUCGCUCAAUCGUCCUGUACGUAAUUUCAUUCAACAUGGCUUGCGUCGAAAUCCUUUUCCUCGCCAUUGAUCGAUUCAUUGCUGUUUGGUCACCGUUAAGAGUUUUUGGAGUGAAGAGAGGGGCAAGGAGGGACGUGGAUUUUCAUGUCUUGAGUUACCGUAUAUUUAUUGCUGCUGUGGGAAGUGGAGGUUUCGCAUUGCUGGUUGCUGCUGUAGAGGAUCCUCUCAAAUUCGGCUGUGUUGGACUGGUGGUCGCCCUUCGCAAAGUGCUUGAUUAA
Molecule: messenger RNA, 507 nt
Organism: Gongylonema pulchrum
Lineage: Eukaryota; Metazoa; Nematoda; Chromadorea; Rhabditida; Gongylonematidae
Source: the annotation of a GenBank genome assembly